Hansenula ciferrii is the source of this 5688-nucleotide messenger RNA. RefSeq names its product 1,3-beta-D-glucan synthase (gene FKS1). NCBI's taxonomy places the organism in Eukaryota, Fungi, Ascomycota, Saccharomycetes, Phaffomycetales, Wickerhamomycetaceae. Gene Ontology annotation, cellular component: 1,3-beta-D-glucan synthase complex; plasma membrane. Gene Ontology annotation, molecular function: 1,3-beta-D-glucan synthase activity. The record is from RefSeq and is a predicted model, not a curated record. Gene Ontology annotation, biological process: (1->3)-beta-D-glucan biosynthetic process; fungal-type cell wall polysaccharide biosynthetic process. Bases 1 to 5688 code for a protein of 1895 amino acids. The transcript has a single exon.
AUGUCGUAUAACAACGAACAUAAUAACAACCAAUACUACGACCAACAAGGUCAGUAUAAUCAGCAAUACGCUGAAGGUCAAUAUCCGGAUCAAUAUAAUAAUCAAUAUGAAGAUCCAAAUGCUCAAGGUCCAUAUUAUCAAGAUGGUUACCAUGCUUCACAAGAAGGUUUAAACCAAGGUGAAUAUUAUGAUCCUCAAAAUGAUGCUUCUUAUUAUUCUCAAGGUUAUGAUCCAGCUACUGGUGCUGCUUAUGAUCAAGGUUAUAAUCAAGAUGCUUAUUAUGAUCAACCAAGAGGUGGUGAAAAUGAAGCUUUUUCAGAUUUUAGUUAUGGUGCUCCAAAUGCUCCAGGUACUCCAGGUUAUGAUUAUGGUACUCAAUAUACUCCAUCACAAAUGAGUUAUGGUGGUCCAAGAUCAUCUGGUGCUUCAACUCCAAUUUAUGGUUCAAAUGGUGCUUUUGAUCCAAGUUCAAUUGCCGUUGCUUUACCAAAUGAACCUUAUCCAGCUUGGACUGCUGAUCAACAAGCUCCAAUUCCUAUUGAACAAAUUGAAGAUGUUUUCAUUGAUUUAACUAAUAGAUUUGGUUUCCAAAGAGAUUCUAUGAGAAAUGUUUUCGAUCAUUUCAUGACUUUAUUAGAUUCAAGAUCUUCAAGAAUGUCACCAGCUCAAGCUUUAUUAUCUUUACAUGCUGAUUAUAUUGGUGGUGAUACUGCAAAUUAUAAAAAAUGGUAUUUUGCUGCUCAAUUAGAUCUUGAUGAUGAAGUUGGAUUUAGAAAUAUGAAUUUAGGUAAAUUAUCAAGAAAAGCUAGAAAAGCUAAAAAGAAAUCAAAGAAGGCUAGAAAAGCUGUUGAAGAAGGUGGUGAAAACACUGAAGAUACUUUGAAUGCUUUAGAAGGUGAUAAUUCAUUAGAAGCUGCUGAUUAUAGAUGGAAAGCUAGAAUGAAUAAUUUAUCUCCAAUUGAACGUGUUCGUCAAAUCGCACUUUAUUUAUUAGUUUGGGGUGAAGCUAAUCAAGUUAGAUUUACUUCAGAAUGUUUAUGUUUUAUCUAUAAAUGUGCUUCUGAUUAUUUAGAAUCUCCAGCUUGUCAACAAAGAGUUGAACCAGUUCCAGAAGGUGAUUAUCUAAACAGAGUUAUUACACCACUUUAUCGUUUCUUGAGAUCUCAAGUUUAUGAAGUUGUUGAUGGCCGUUAUGUUAAACGUGAACGUGAUCAUAACAAGGUUAUUGGUUAUGAUGAUGUUAAUCAAUUAUUCUGGUACCCAGAAGGUAUUGCUAAAAUUGUCUUUGAAGAUGGUUCAAGAUUGGUUGAUUUAGCUCCUGAAGAACGUUAUGUUCGUUUAGGUGAAGUUUCAUGGGAUAUGGUUUUCUUUAAAACUUAUAAAGAAAUUAGAACUUGGUUCCAUUUAUUAACAAAUUUCAAUCGUAUUUGGAUUAUCCAUGGUUCAAUUUUCUGGAUGUAUAUGGCUUAUAACUCCCCAACUUUAUACACCAAGAAUUAUCAACAAUUGUUGAAUCAACCUCCUGUCCCAGCUUAUAGAUGGGCUUCUGCUGCUUUAGCUGGUACUUUAGCUACAUUUAUUCAAAUUUUAGCCACUAUUUGUGAAUGGUUUUUCGUUCCAAGAAAAUGGGCUGGUGCUCAACAUUUAUCUCGUCGUUUCUGGUUUUUGAUUUUAAUCCUUGCUAUCAAUUUAGGUCCAAUCAUUUUCGUUUUCGCUUAUGAUCCUAUUGAUGUUGUUAGUAAAGCUGCAUUAACCGUUUCAAUCAUCAUGUUCUUUGUUGCUUUAGCUACUAUUAUUUUCUUUGCUGUUAUGCCAUUAGGUGGGUUAUUCACUUCUUAUAUGAAGGGUUCCACAAGAAAAUAUGUUGCUUCUCAAACUUUCACUGCUUCAUUUGCUCCAUUAAAAGGUUUAGAUAUGUGGAUGUCAUACUUUUUAUGGGUUGUUAUUUUCAUUGCCAAAUACGUUGAAUCUUAUUUCUUCUUGAUUUUAUCUUUAAGAGAUCCUAUUCGUACUUUAUCAACAAUGGUUAUGACUAGAUGUAUUGGUGAAUAUUGGUGGGGUUCAGUCUUGUGUAGACAACAAGCCCGUAUCACAUUAGGUCUUAUGUACUUGACUGAUUUGAUUUUAUUCUUCUUGGAUACUUAUAUGUGGUACAUUGUUUGUAACUGUGUUUUCUCAGUUGGUCGUUCAUUCUACUUGGGUAUUUCAAUUUUAACCCCAUGGAGAAACAUUUUCACAAGAUUACCAAAGAGAAUUUAUUCUAAAAUUUUAGCCACCACUGAUAUGGAAAUCAAAUAUAAACCAAAAGUUUUGAUUUCACAAGUUUGGAAUGCUAUUGUUAUUUCUAUGUACAGAGAGCAUUUGUUAGCUAUUGAUCAUGUUCAAAAAUUAUUAUAUCAUCAAGUUCCAUCAGAAGUUGAAGGUAAAAGAACUUUAAGAGCCCCAACUUUCUUCGUUUCUCAAGAUGAUAACAAUUUUGAAACUGAAUUUUUCCCAAGAAAUUCUGAAGCUGAACGUCGUAUUUCUUUUUUUGCUCAAUCAUUAGCCACUCCAAUUCCAGAACCAUUACCAGUUGAUAACAUGCCAACAUUUACUGUUAUGGUUCCUCAUUAUUCUGAAAAAAUCUUGUUGUCAUUAAGAGAAAUUAUUAGAGAAGAUGAUCAAUUCUCUCGUGUUACUUUAUUAGAAUAUUUGAAACAACUACAUCCUGUUGAAUGGGACUGUUUUGUUAAAGAUACCAAGAUUUUAGCUGAAGAAACUGCUGCAUAUGAAAACAAUGGUGAAGAUGAAAAAGAUGAACAUGGAUUAAAAUCUAAAAUUGAUGAUUUACCAUUCUACUGUAUUGGUUUCAAAUCUGCUGCACCAGAAUAUACUUUACGUACACGUAUUUGGGCUUCAUUAAGAUCACAAACAUUAUACCGUACUGUUUCAGGUUUCAUGAAUUAUGCUAGAGCUAUUAAAUUAUUAUACAGAGUUGAAAACCCUGAAAUUGUUCAAAUGUUUGGUGGUAAUGCUGAAGGUUUAGAAAGAGAAUUAGAAAAAAUGGCUAGAAGAAAAUUCAAAUUUGUUGUUUCUAUGCAAAGAUUGACUAAAUUCAAACCAGAAGAAUUAGAAAAUGCUGAAUUCUUAUUAAGAGCUUACCCAGAUUUACAAAUUGCUUACUUGGAUGAAGAACCUCCAUUAAAUGAAGGUGAAGAACCAAGAAUCUAUUCUGCUUUAAUUGAUGGUCAUUGUGAAAUUCUUGAAAAUGGUCGUCGUCGUCCUAAAUUCAGAGUUCAAUUAUCUGGUAAUCCAAUUCUUGGUGAUGGUAAAUCUGAUAACCAAAAUCAUGCUUUAAUUUUCUACCGUGGUGAAUAUAUUCAAUUGAUUGAUGCUAAUCAAGAUAACUAUUUGGAAGAAUGUUUGAAGAUUAGAUCUGUCUUGGCUGAAUUCGAAGAAAUGAAUGUUGAACAAGUUAAUCCUUAUGCUCCUGGUUUGAAAUUUGAAGAACAAAACAAGAACCAUCCAGUUGCUAUUGUUGGUGCCAGAGAAUAUAUUUUCUCUGAAAACUCAGGUGUUUUAGGUGAUGUUGCUGCAGGUAAAGAACAAACAUUCGGUACUUUAUUCGCAAGAACCUUGUCUCAAAUUGGUGGUAAAUUACAUUAUGGUCAUCCGGAUUUCGUUAACGCUACUUAUAUGACUACUAGAGGUGGUAUCUCUAAAGCUCAAAAAGGUUUACAUUUGAAUGAAGAUAUUUAUGCAGGUAUGACUGCUUUAUGUCGUGGUGGUCGUAUUAAACAUUCUGAAUAUUUCCAAUGUGGUAAAGGUAGAGAUUUAGGUUUUGGUUCAAUUUUGAAUUUCACAACCAAGAUUGGUGCUGGUAUGGGUGAACAAAUGUUGUCUCGUGAAUAUUACUACUUGGGUACUCAAUUACCAUUAGAUAGAUUCUUAUCUUUCUACUAUGCUCAUGCUGGUUUCCAUAUUAACAACUUGUUCAUUCAAUUAUCUUUACAAAUGUUUAUUUUAACUUUAGUUAACUUAAACUCAUUGGCUCAUGAAUCUAUCUUAUGUUCUUAUGACAGAAAUAAACCAGUUACUGAUAUCUUAUAUCCAAUUGGUUGUUACAAUUUGGCUCCAGCUAUUGAUUGGGUUAGACGUUAUACUUUAUCCAUUUUCAUCGUUUUCUUCAUUUCUUUCAUUCCUAUUGUUGUCCAAGAAUUGAUUGAACGUGGUGUUUGGAAAGCUACCCAAAGAUUCUUCCGUCAUUUGUUAUCAUUAUCACCAAUGUUUGAAGUUUUCGUUGGUCAAAUAUAUUCUUCAGCUUUAUCAAAUGAUUUAUCAGUUGGUGGUGCCCGUUAUAUUUCAACAGGUCGUGGUUUUGCUACUGCCCGUAUUCCAUUCUCUGUCUUAUACUCAAGAUUUGCUGGUUCAGCCAUUUAUAUGGGUGCUAGAAGUAUGUUAUUAAUCUUGUUCGGUACUGUUUCACAUUGGCAACCAGCUUUAUUAUGGUUCUGGGCUUCAUUAUCAUCAUUGAUGUUCUCACCAUUCAUUUUCAACCCACAUCAAUUUGCUUGGGAAGAUUUCUUUAUUGAUUACAGAGAUUACAUCAGAUGGUUAUCAAGAGGUAACAACAAAUGGCACAGAAAUUCAUGGAUUGGUUAUGUCCGUAUGUCAAGAUCACGUAUCACUGGUUUCAAACGUAAGGUUUUAGGUUUAGAAUCUGAAAAAGCUGCUGGUGAUGCUUCAAGAGCUCAUCGUACCAACAUUAUGUUUGCUGAAAUUAUCCCAACUACUAUUUACGCCGCUGGUUGUUUUGUUGCAUUUACUUUCAUUAAUGCUCAAAACGGUGUUAAAGAUGUUGAUCCAGUUAAUUCAGCUUUACGUGUUGUUAUCUGUACUUUAGCUCCAAUUGCUAUUGAUAUGGGUGUCUUGUUCUUUUGUUUAGCCAUGUCUUGUUGUUCAGGUCCAUUGUUUGGUAUGUGUUGUAAAAAGACUGGUUCUGUUAUGGCUGGUAUUGCCCAUGGUGUUGCAGUUAUUGUUCACAUCAUUUUCUUUAUUGUUAUGUGGGUUCUCGAAGGUUUCAAUUUCGCUAGAAUGUUAUUAGGUGUUGCUACUUCUAUCUACUGUCAAAGAUUUAUCUUUAAAUUAAUGACUGCAUUUAUGUUGACUAGAGAAUUGAAGAGUGAUAAUGCUAACACUGCUUUCUGGACUGGUAAAUGGUACGGUAAAGGUAUGGGUUGGGCUGCUUUGUCACAACCAGCCAGAGAAUUCACUGCUAAAGUCAUUGAAUUGUCAGAAUUUGCUGCUGAUUUCGUUCUAGGUCAUAUCUUAUUAUUCAUUCAAUUCCCAUUGAUUUUAGUUCCAUUAAUGGAUAGAUGGCAUUCAGUUAUGUUGUUCUGGUUGAAACCUUCCAGACAAAUUCGUCCACCAAUUUACUCAUUGAAACAAGCUAAAUUAAGAAAGAGAAUGGUUAGAAAAUACUUUGCCUUAUACUUAUUGAUUUUGAUUAUCUUCAUUGCUUGUAUUGCUGGUCCAGCUGUUGCAGGUAGAUUCAUUAAAGAUGAUCUUGGUUCAGGCUUGACUGGUACAUUUGCUAACUUGGUUCAACCAAGAAAACAAAGUAACAAUGAUACUGGUCCAAGUGCUUCUACAUUAUCAGGUUAUUAUACCUCAACUCCAUCAAUGUCAUCUUAUUCUACAAAAGCUUAA